Messenger RNA from Gopherus evgoodei (Goodes thornscrub tortoise), 3695 nucleotides. RefSeq names its product G protein-coupled receptor 75 (gene GPR75). Gene Ontology annotation, biological process: G protein-coupled receptor signaling pathway. Gene Ontology annotation, molecular function: C-C chemokine receptor activity. The coding region runs from base 160 to 1821 and encodes 553 amino acids. Lineage: Eukaryota; Metazoa; Chordata; Testudines; Testudinidae. Gene Ontology annotation, cellular component: membrane. The record is from RefSeq and is a predicted model, not a curated record. The transcript has 2 exons.
CCGGGCCGCCCGGGGGCCAGGCCGCCGCCGCCGCAGAGCCGCCGCAAGCAGCGAGGUGUGUACAGGUUUCAUCCACCAUGGACUCACCUUGCCCCAAACCUCUGAGUUGAGGCACUGGACUCCCCUUCUGGGGGUGGCAGUUUGUUUAUUUUUGUGAAAAUGAACCUGACGGACAGGCUGCAGCACUGGGCCGACCAAAAGCGCCUAGAUCCUUUCAACACCUCGCUACACCUGCUGCACUCUCUCAGUGGGAAUUCCACCUCUUCCUCUUUCCAGGGGGAUCUCCAGGAGAUCAUCCACACAGCUACACUGGUCACCUGCACCUUUCUGCUGGCCAUCAUCUUCUGCCUGGGGUCCUAUGGCAACCUUAUUGUCUUCUUGUCCUUCUUUGACCCAGCCUUCAGGAAAUUCAGGACUAACUUUGACUUUAUGAUCCUCAACUUGUCCUUCUGCGACCUCUUCAUUUGUGUGGUGACUGCCCCCAUGUUUGCCUUUGUCCUGUUUUUCAACUCUGUGAAUGGUGUUCCUGAUGCUUUCUGCUUCACUUUCCACCUCACCAGCUCUGGCUUCAUCAUCAUGUCUCUCAAGACAGUGGCUGUGAUUGCCCUGCACCGGCUGCGGAUGGUGCUGGGGAAGCAGCCUAACCAAACUGCCUCCUUCCCUUGCACUCUCCUGCUCACCUUGCUCUUGUGGGCCACCAGCUUCACCCUGGCUACCUUGGCCACCCUGAGAACCCGUAAAUCCCGCCUCUGCCUCCCCAUGUCCAGCCUGAUCAGUGGCGAAGGGAAGAUCAUCCUCUACUUGUAUGUGAGUGAUUUCAUUUGCUGUGUAGCUGUGGUCUCCAUCUCCUAUAUCAUGAUAGCCCAGACACUGAGGAGAAAUGCCCAAGUGAGGAAAUGUCCUCCCAUCAUCACAGUAGAUGCCUCCAGACCCCAGCCUUUCAUUGGACCUCCUGCUUCAGAAGGGGUCGAGGGGGUGCAGUGUACUGUGCCUGCUUUGUACAUGAACCAGAACUACAACAAGUUGCAGAAUGUCCAGACCCAUGGAUACAGUAAGAAUCUCAGCCAGCUGCCAGCUCCAGCAGCCGCCAAUUGGAGCAGACUCCAACUGGUGUCUGCAGUCAAUUUGUCCACAGCUAAAGACUCCAAAGCAGUGGUGACAUGUGUGGUCAUUGUCCUCUCUAUCUUAGUUUGCUGUCUCCCCCUAGGGAUCUUUUUAGUGCAGGAUGUGCUGUCCAGUAAUGGUGGUUUCAUCCUCUACCAGUUCGAGUUGUGUGGAUUUACCCUCAUUUUUUUCAAAUCUGGAUUAAAUCCUUUUAUAUAUUCCCGGAACAGUGCUGGACUUAGGAGGAGAGUCCUUUGGUGUCUCCAAUAUUUAGCCCUUGGUUUUUUCUGCUGCAAGCAGAAGACAAGGCUUCGAGCAAUGGGCAAAGGGAGCUUGGAAGUCAACAGAAACAAGUCAUCUCAUCAUGAAACCAAUUCGGCAUACAUGUUGUCUCCAAAACCUCAGAAAAAGUUUGUGGAUCAAGCUUGUGGUCCUAGUCAUUCUAAGGAAAGUGUGUUGAGUCCCAAGGCUUCUGUUGGACAUCAGCACUGCGCACAGAGCAGCUCAACCCCCAUGAAUACCCGCAUUGAACCUUAUUACAGCAUCUAUAACAGCAGCCCUUCCCAGGAAGUGAGCACCCCAAAUAGCUUACAGCCAGUAAAGUCUACUUUUGGAUUUGCCAAAUCCUAUAUUGCCAUGCAUUAUCAUACCACUAAUGACUUGGUGCGAGAUUAUGACAGCACUUCAGCUAAACAGAUUCCUGUCCCCUCUGUUUAACUUGGAGGAUGAUGUCAGAUAAACUUGUCCACACUUCGUCUGGUUCUCUGUCUCCCCUUGUUUGUUUUUGUUUAUGAUUAUUCUAAACUCAAAGGUAUAGUGUUUUAUCUGAUUUUACUAUACAGCUGCCAAUUUAUGAAUUACUAUUAUUGUUAAUAUUCAGUUUUUUAGAGUUGAACUAAGCAGUAGAAUACUGUUUUCAUGAUAUUUUCUUGAAAUUGUAUGAUUUUCCAUUAAUAAAAAGGGCACCUUUUAAAUUUGUACUUGGAAUAGUGAUAUUAGGGUGGUUUUGUUACUAAAUUUUAUGCUGAACACUGUAAGUGUUGAAAGUGUAGGUUUAAUUACAUCAUGUGGCAAAGUAUGUAAAGAAAACAGACUUUGUCAACAUUAUGGUUUGUUAUAUAUUUGCUGUAUUUUUAGGAACAUAGAAAACCAUGUUUCCAGUGAGUUAGGUGGAUGCUUAAGGAUUUAUCUUGAUAAUUUAAGUAUAAAGUUUGUUUUAUUGCAGGAGUUGAAAGCAUGAAUUAUAUUCCUAUAACAAGUGCCAGACUGAGUAAAUUUUUCUGUGGUUCUAACGUGAAAUCCUGGCUCUACUGAAGUCAAUGGAAAGUUCUCACUGACUUCAGUGGGACCAGGAUUUCACUCCUGGUUAGUUAUAAAUGGCAGUAUAUCACUACCUAUUAGGGAUGAUCCUUGCAAAAGGCAUUGUGCCUUGUUAUAUGGUAAUCUUAAUUUUUGUUACACCUUUAUUGUAGGCACUGGUGUCAUAAAAUACCAUUUUAGUGGUAUAUGGAGAAAUUAUUUUCAACCGAUAAAAGUUAACUUGCAAUGCCUAAAUGAUAAGUUUCACUUGAGGAUACAAAUGACUAUUGCAGUAUCACAGUGCUGGCAUUUAUUGCUAAUGCAAUAGCCUAUGUAAUUUUCUACUUUACAAACUGUUACUUGAGGAGCAGUGUUGUUGUUUGGCUUUUUGUCUAUGACUUUAUAUGUAUUUGGCAGAUUAAAAUCUGACAUUGCCAUCAAAUGUGGGUAGAAAUUACUAAUAUCUGGAAGAAACAGAAUUACCAAAUAAUCAUAAUAUUACUACUUUUUCAGAUUUUCUUAUCUACUAAAACAUUUUAAAACAGUCUAGUGAUGCAUUAUUUACCUUGAAGUCAGAUUAUUUGUUUACUUCUGCAUUUUAUCUAUAGCCCUACAUAAGCAACAAAAUAUAGAAAUUAAAUAUUUUUAUAAUGCUGAUCAUUAGUUUUAUUGUAUUAUGUGUUGUGGAAAUCCCUAUUGAAACAGAACAGUUUUAGUUUUAAAAUAAAGUUUUUACUAUUUAAUCUGCAGCCAAAAUUUUCAGAUUGGUGUUCUUAAUGUCAAUCACUUAAAUAAGUGGUCUGUAUUUCAAAAGUGCUGAACCCUCUGAACUCCUAUAGCCUUCAGCAGGAGCUCAGGAGCUCUGAAAUAAUUAAACCACUUACAAGUUUAGGUGCCUCAUUUUAGCCACCCAAGUCUGAAAAAGUUGGCGUCUUUAAUUAACAGAAUUACGUUGUUCAGUUCCAGGGAAAUGAUUUAUUAUUUAGAAAUAGAAAAACAUCCUUUCAUAGUAAUGUGAAUUGUUUUAGCUGGCUUUUUUCGAAACUAAACUAUUUUACACUUUUUCCUUUGAAGAAUGUCACUUUAAUGAACAAUUUUCUUAGUUUGAAGAAAAUAAAGUGUAAUAAUCAGUAAUUUAAACAUGACAUAAUUUCUUGCAGUAAGCAAUCUAAAGAAAUGUAAAGUUGAAAUAAUUUCAGUGGUUCUUUUCUCCCUACCCAGAUAUUUUUCUCUGUGAAUGAAUAACAUGGUCCUCGCUAAAGUGAUGAUAAAAUAUAACUAACUAAAAUGUC